Lachancea sp. 'fantastica' is the source of this 567-nucleotide messenger RNA. NCBI's taxonomy places the organism in Eukaryota, Fungi, Ascomycota, Saccharomycetes, Saccharomycetales, Saccharomycetaceae. The record is from the annotation of a GenBank genome assembly.
AUGCCGUUGUCUAAGGCUUUGUCGAAAAUUCAGAAAAAUCAAAAGGGCAAGAGCGUCGCAGUGCAUCCAAAGGGCCGUAAGUUCCAGAAAUUGACCACGGCGACGCUGCGCGAGGACAAAAUCGCUGCGAAAAAACGGUUACACAACGAGCGCAAAAGUCAUGAACUCAGUAGAGUCAAAUUUUUGCAGGAUGUGGUGAACAUGGACACUUUCAAAGACAGAGAAACGUUCACGUUAGAGGAAAUGCUUCUGUUUGCAAACCAGUUCAUUGGUCGUGAUGACGAAGAGCUGGAUGAGCUCAAGAAGAAAAGAAGAUCCAACAGACCGCCUUCUAACAGACAGGUUGCCUUGCAGCAGAGAAGAGACACGGAAGUGAAAGAGUUGCAGUCUGGAUUUUUGGUACCGGAUCUGACAGAGGCUGCUAAUGUUGAGUUUUUGAGACGUUGGAAUCAAACCUUUGGAUCUAUGAACACUUUGCAGCAGAUCAGAAUCAACGAUAAGGCCGAAAGAGUAGUUGGAGGCAACAAAAGUGCUCAGAAGGGCUCCGCAGAUGUAGACAUGAACUAG